Kwoniella shivajii is the source of this 1776-nucleotide messenger RNA. RefSeq lists its product as uncharacterized. The record is from RefSeq and is a predicted model, not a curated record. Gene Ontology annotation, biological process: protein phosphorylation. Bases 1 to 1776 code for a protein of 591 amino acids. Gene Ontology annotation, cellular component: nucleus; cytoplasm. Gene Ontology annotation, molecular function: ATP binding; protein kinase activity. Lineage: Eukaryota; Fungi; Basidiomycota; Tremellomycetes; Tremellales; Cryptococcaceae. The transcript has 7 exons.
AUGUCUGAUUCGUCCACCUACGCCCACCGACAAUGUCUACUCUUAGAGCUCCUUGAUCAACAACAACCCGUCAAAGUCAGUGACCUCGUCAGCAGGUUCACCACAUCUGUCAAUCUGUAUCCGAUUCAGGAUGGACUAUCAAUAGCUCUGGAUGCUGUGCUUCUUGAAGCUUGGAGUAGACAAACGAAGCAGACCAAUCAUGAUCACCUGCGGUAUUUGAACACUUUGCGUCUUGAUCGUACCGAUUUUGAUAUUCUUGGACGUUUAGGAGAUGGCCAAUUCGGCACUGUCGAUGCGGCUCGAAGUAGGCUGAACGGUCAGGUAUACGCCAUAAAGACCAUUAAAAAACAUACUGCGAUGCGCGCAGGUUCCCAACUAUCCCUCAAUAUUGAACGUCUCAUUCAUAUGAUAGGCCUGAGGUCUGUAUCACCUCCAAUUCCGGCUCUUAUUGCUGCUUUUCAAACAGAAGAUUGUAUCUCGCUUGUAACCACAUUUGCGGAGUGCGGAAGCCUAUGGGAUCGUCUCUGCUCUCUCUCAGUGGAAGAUGGACAGCCCGGUAUCAUGAUGGAUUCGGAGAUUAAGUGGUGGGCUCCGCAAAUGAUCGAGGCUAUUCAAUGGGUUCACGAUCAAGGUUAUGUCCACAGAGAUGUCAAACCUCACAACUUCCUCGUUACUGCCAAAUCUCGUAUUUUGUUGACCGACUUUGGCUCAGCGGCUCCUCUUCAGUUCCCAAAAGAUAGCCACGCUAGGAGGCCAUUUGUCCUCCACGACCAAUGUAUCAUGCCUAUAGGCACGCCCGACUAUAUCGCUCCCGAGAUACUACUGAUCGCAGAAGCAGCAUGCGUUGAAGCUACCGAGUCAGAUCUAGCGGUGCAUCCAAUCAGCCUUCAAGGAUAUGAUCUGAGCGUUGAUUGGUGGAGCCUCGGAGCAACCCUUUACGAAAUGGCAACCGGAAGGGGUCCCUUCUGGUCGAGGACCAUUCAGCAAACUUACCUAUUGCUCACUCGGUACAAAGGCAACAUCGAAUUGCCUUCCUCCAUCCAUUCGACCUUGAGAGAGGUUUUAUAUGGUAUAGCUGCCCCUCCAUCCUCCUUCGCACAUCCUGAACCUUUUGAUUUAUCGGCACUUCCGAUCGUGGACACUUCCGUAAUAGAUCCAGGAGAUUUCACAUUUAACCAUCUUUUUGAGCAGUCGACAUCCUACAACGACUCAUGCAGCGCAACCAGCACCUCGACCUUAGCUAGCUUUCCGGACGUCCUCUAUCGCUGGCUCGGAUGGACCUGGGAGCCUCCUCCAGCAAUGCUAGAGAAUAGCCGAGUUGAUCCAAACUUCGCUAACUCCUAUCGCGAGCACAUCAUAAGCAGUCCUGCGGACUUCACAACUCCAGUCCGACCUCGAGACCCUCUUUUGGGAGGUCUUAUGCACACUGGUGCCACUCUUAAGCCCAUGGUUCCAGGCUCUCACAUUCGUUCGAGGCUGGUGUCGGAACGUCAAGCGUUCGCAGAGCUCGUACUCUGCGUUCAGAAAAGCGCUAAAAAACAAGUCUCAACAAAAGCGUUACCGUCAGAUCAGCAUAUCUUGUUGUCAAAUCGAGCGGACCCAGCUACACCCACACGCGACAUCAGUCUUAAAGACAAUGAUCGAUCUCCUUCGAUGAGUACCAUUGCCAUUCACCAACCUCUUCAUCUAAGAAGGCUCGAAGAUCUUGAACUCCAGCAUUACAUGUUGAGCAAGAAAUUGGAAGUGAGUACCACAAUCAUGGUUUCAAGUGCAUGA